ACAAAAAAAAAGCGGCCGCCGGCGAGAGGGACGGGGAAGAAAAGGCGCCGUCUUUGCCUAAAAAUUCCAGCGGGGGAGGCGAAUCCUGGGAGGCGGAAGAGCACGCCACCGGAGAUCGCCAUUUCUCCCUCUUCGGCGCUAGGGGAGCCGGAGAUCCGUCCCCCGCCGGCGGGGAGCGGAGCGAUGCAGGCCGCCGCGUCGUGGAGCAAGAGGCUGCGAGGCCAUCUCUGCGCCGCGGCUUCGUUCCACUCCACGCCCGUCUCUCCCGCCAAGUGGAAAUCCAAGUGGGAUUGCAAGCAUGAGCAUGGAGAACGGAAACUGUCCAAGAAAUAUGAGCGAUAUGUUGUUCGCCAAAAACGAGCAGAAGGAAAGAAGGCCCUGAAAGAUUACCUUCUCUAUGGAAAGUCAACACCUCAUGUACAAAAUGAUAGUGUGGGCAGCUUUGCCAAUUCACACAAUCUUCCACGAUUCAAAACCUUCAGAAAAAGACCUCAGGAUCACAGUUCAACAAAGUCUGGACAAGGAGUGCACCAUCAAAGAAAGAACAAAAAGGACAAGGCGAAAUUCUACAAUUUUUUCUACGAGACCCGUUACGUGAACCCCGAAAACAUUUUUGAAACAAUGUUUGGUGAGGAGCGAGGCUUUACAUGGUCCAAUAUGUCAUGGGAGGGUUUUCACUUCAAAGACUCAUCGUCUGGAUUCAGACAGACCGGUGAAUCCCGAAGACAAAGAUUUGUAGCAAGUGAUAGCGAAGACGAAAGCGACGAUGACAUGGGUGAAACAACCGGCAUCGGCUCACAUGCGCACAGGGUCACCCUUGGAUUACCAGCAUGUGGUCCACUAACCCUAGAUGAUGUCAAAACAGCCUUCCGCGCAUCUGCUCUGAGGUGGCACCCCGACAAACACCCGGGCUCUUCACAGGCCGUUGCCGAGGAGAAGUUUAAGCUCUGUGUCAACGCGUACAACUCUCUCUGCACAGUCCUCAAGGCCGCCUAAUCCUGCUGUUUGUUCCAUGGAUGGUGUUCUGCAGCUUGGCAAUACCCUAGAAGGUGGGAAUUUCGCAAGAAAUGUUUCAGCCAGAAUGAUGUACCUGAGGCUGGGGAGGAGUUGAGAGGAGAUCCAGAGCUUUCCCAUGCAUCAGUUGUUUCAUUUUUUUCAGUAUUAAUUUGAUGAUAAAAUUUUAAGGCUAUAUCCAAUCAAGCAGACCCCGACAAUGAAGGAGGCUGUGUUGUAACCUGUACCAGUACAGUUUGUAGCAAGAUGUAAACCAUGAUUCAUUCAAUUUGAGUUUCUAAAGCGAAAUAAAAUUAGCAUGUGCGAUCACAAUUA
Lolium perenne is the source of this 1329-nucleotide messenger RNA. RefSeq lists its product as uncharacterized. Lineage: Eukaryota; Viridiplantae; Streptophyta; Magnoliopsida; Poales; Poaceae. The record is from RefSeq and is a predicted model, not a curated record.